Trichosporon asahii var. asahii CBS 2479 is the source of this 219-nucleotide messenger RNA. RefSeq lists its product as uncharacterized. The coding region runs from base 1 to 219 and encodes 72 amino acids. Lineage: Eukaryota; Fungi; Basidiomycota; Tremellomycetes; Trichosporonales; Trichosporonaceae. The record is from RefSeq and is a predicted model, not a curated record. The transcript has a single exon.
AUGCAGCAGCCGACCCCCAAGACGGCAGCCACGAACAGCUCUCCGCCAGCGCUGACGCAUUCCGGCUCCCCGACACCCGGCAUCACCGUUCCCGCGACUCCGGCCGAGGGCGAGAUUUGCACCCCCCUGCAUGCGCUGUAUGCCUUUGACGUGCUCGCCGCCAAGCUCGAGGGCCGGAAGCACGUCCCGGCUCCCUUCUCGAACGCAGCGGACAAGUAG